This is a messenger RNA of Astyanax mexicanus (Mexican tetra), 1659 nucleotides long. It is a transcript of the gene lpar2a, whose product is annotated as lysophosphatidic acid receptor 2a. Gene Ontology annotation, biological process: G protein-coupled receptor signaling pathway. The record is from RefSeq and is a predicted model, not a curated record. NCBI's taxonomy places the organism in Eukaryota, Metazoa, Chordata, Actinopteri, Characiformes, Acestrorhamphidae. Gene Ontology annotation, cellular component: membrane. The transcript is spliced from 3 exons. Bases 283 to 1332 code for a protein of 349 amino acids. Gene Ontology annotation, molecular function: lysophosphatidic acid receptor activity.
AUCAUAACCCCGCUGUAGAGAUGUGUCGGGGCGUCAGUCUGAGUGGAACACCCGCGCAGGAGGGUCGGGUUUAUUCAGCUCCUCACAUUUCUGAGGGCUUUUCUGGACAGGGAGUGAGGAACCAAAACCAGCGUGGAAUGAGUGGAAUAUUUCGUCUUCACUGAUGCCUCCCAAGGUUCUCCCACCUAUUUCCCAAUGGAGCGUGACUUUCUACAACAGGAAAGGGAAAUCUAGCUGCUGACGGUUAGGACACUUCCCUAACCCUGACCUUUUUCCUGAGCAAUGCCCUCUGAGGAGUGUGAGGGCCUUGGGCAGAAUGUCUCGUUUUUCUACUCUCAGACUAAUAAGACCAUCAGCGAACAGUGGAAGUCGAUCGACUUUGUGGUGGUGGGGCUCGGGGUCCCGGUCUGCUUCCUCAUCAUCCUCGCCAACCUGAUGGUGAUGGUGGCCAUCCUCGUGAACCGCAGCUUCCACUACCCCGUCUACUACCUGCUGGGGAACAUGGCGGCCGCCGACCUCUUCGCUGGGAUCUCCUACUUCAAUCUCAUAUUUCACACUGGCCCGUGGACCAUCACGCUGAGCCAGCAGCAGUGGUUCGUCCGCGGAGCUCUGAUAGAGAUGAGCCUGACCGCCUCUGUGCUCAACCUGCUGGCCGUGGCUUUAGAGCGCCAUCAGACCAUCUUCACCAUGCAGCUCCACAGCACCAUGUCCAACCGCCGCGUGCUGCUGCUCAUCGUGUUCAUCUGGGUGGUGGCCAUCAUCAUGGGCCUGGUGCCCACCAUGGGCUGGAACUGUGUGUGCCAGACCUCCCUGUGCUCCACCGUGGCUCCGCUCUACUCUCGGAGCUUCCUGGUGUUCUGGGCCUUGCUCAACCUCCUCACCUUCUCCAUCAUGGUGGCCAUUUAUACGCGCAUUUUUGUGUAUGUUCGGCGGAAGAACCAGAGCAUGACGCUGUGCAUGGUCCAGGACAAGACCGGGGACACACUCGUGAGCCUCAUGAAGACCGUCUCCAUGAUUCUGGGCGCCUUCGUGAUCUGCUGGACUCCGGGUCUGGUCAUUCUGCUGCUGGACGGGCUGAACUGUUCAGAGUGUCAGGUUCUGAAAUACGAGAAGUACUGUCUGGUUCUGGCCGAGUGCAACUCCCUGGUGAACCCCAUCAUCUAUUCGUGCCGAGACAAGGAGAUGAGGAAGACCUUCAAACGCAUCCUGUGCUUCCUCUGCAGGAGAGGGAUUGACCCGGAGAGCGAGCCCCCCAACGUCCAGAGCGAUACUCUUAAAAGAGAGCGUCUGCUGAAGGAGAAAUACCCAGAGAACUUCACCAACACUCUGUGAGGAUUUCUACCAGGCUACAGAACUGCUGAAGUGCUGUUCUCUCUGAAUCAAACGUGAUUCUGAUGCAAUCACGGACACGAGCGGCAGAUCACCUCAUACUCCUCUCACUGCAACUGACAGUAAAAUUGUUCUUGUUUCACAAAUGCAGAUGUGGUGCACUGUCUGAACUGGUUUAAAAGAGGGAAACGAUGAAAAUAACUGUGAAACUUCCCAGACCACAAGUCUACCAAGUGUACGUUAUGUUCUGCAUUCACGGCAGAAGCAAAGAAAGUUAACAUCUAAACCUCUGAUCACGUAACCAGUCAAUAAAAUCCUACAAAAAUUUGA